CCCAACGACACGAACAUCCUCAGCUCGAGGCAAGGCGAGCAAUCUCUGCAAUGUCUUGGAGAAACAAUUGACAGAGGACAGGCGAACACGUCGCACCGCUACAGAAUGCCCGUCGGUGGGGCGGCGGCCGCGGCGCAAGGGGAGCCAGCGAUGGAUAUGCGCCUCCUCCGAUGGCCACGUCAGCAUCAUACGGCCAAGACGCAGCAGCAAUGGCAGCAGCUGCCAGACCCGCCGAGAUUGCAGCAAAUCUCGCCGGCGGUGGCGGUUUAUAUUCUAUAUGGGGGGUUGAAACGAGACCGAGCAGGAUCGGAUGGCAGCCCCGCAGGAGGAGAUGAUGCGCCGCGCAAACGACGCUCUCGAUGGAGUGAUGCUGCGCCUAUUACAGGAGUAACGACGGCAAUCCCAGGCGUCGUCAACGUCGCUGACUUGGACCGAUAUGCCCCCCCGGUCCGCCUCGACGAGAUCUCACGAAAGCUGCAGACAGGCGACGUUGUACCACCACACCGCGAGCGUAGUCCAUUCCCUCCUCCCAUCUAUGAUGAUCAAGGGCGUAGGACGAACAGCAGGGAGGUCCGCUCCCGCAAGAAGCUCGAAGACGAGCGCGUCCAAAUCGUCGAUAAGCAAGUCAAGCUCAACCCGAACUACCGCCCGGGAGGUGGUUACUAAAACUUUUGAGACUCUCGCUGCAUCACGAGCGAUACGAGCUCUUCUGCUGACCCGCUCCUGUCUUGCUACUACCCUCUUCUCAAGGCUGACUGCGCUGCCUCUACUUCGAGGUUGGCGCAAGACAGGCGUCGCUAGCACCUACCCCUUGGCUAGCCCGAAGCGAGC
Jaminaea rosea is the source of this 831-nucleotide messenger RNA. RefSeq lists its product as hypothetical. The coding region runs from base 106 to 666 and encodes 186 amino acids. NCBI's taxonomy places the organism in Eukaryota, Fungi, Basidiomycota, Exobasidiomycetes, Microstromatales. The record is from RefSeq and is a predicted model, not a curated record. The transcript has 2 exons.